This is a messenger RNA of Suillus paluster, 3564 nucleotides long. RefSeq names its product S-adenosyl-L-methionine-dependent methyltransferase. Gene Ontology annotation, molecular function: methyltransferase activity; chromatin binding. The coding region runs from base 1 to 3564 and encodes 1187 amino acids. Gene Ontology annotation, cellular component: nucleus. The transcript is spliced from 19 exons. The record is from RefSeq and is a predicted model, not a curated record. Lineage: Eukaryota; Fungi; Basidiomycota; Agaricomycetes; Boletales; Suillaceae.
AUGCCACCUCGUCGUAGACCGACCGCGUUCGAGGUUUCGUUUCCGGGGGAAGACACGCAAGAUGAAUCUGCCAGUGGUACAGACUCUGGGCAGAACAAUCGCCGGCGUUACCGCGAUGACGCGGAUCACGACCGUGCAUACACCAUCCUAGCGAAAUAUUAUCAACCGAAGCCUAACGAGAUACUGGAGAAUGAAGACCUUAUUGUUAUUGGUGAGGAUUUAGAUGCGCGAAAUGAUGGGCAGAAACCCACCCGGACCCUGGAUCACUUCGCGUUUUUCGACCCUACUCGUGACCUAGUCAUGAUCUCCCUUGCUGACUACCUCGAUGAACGGCACGAUAACGAUGAUUAUAUACUUGAAGGUGCAGGUAUCACUGACGAGCCUCAGUACAUCCGCAUCACAAAUGUCCUUGGCUAUUCUAUCGACUACACUAACGAUAAAGAUCCAAUGUACAUCGAAACUGAUCACGCUCGGUAUCUUUUGGGGGCUCCAUCUAAGAGAUACGAACGCGAGUUCAGAGCAUUCGUCCUACCACACCGCAUUAUUCAAAUGAUUGUGUCGUCAGCCAUACGGGAACCGGAAUGCGAAUACCACGACUUUGUGAAAAAACUUUCAAACACCCUCAUUGUCGGUGCUGCACCCGACGAGGGAGAUCUUUGGGAUAGAACUACCGUGACUGCCCUGAGAUAUGCGCUCGAAGGUCUAGAAAAUGCUCAACAGAUGUCCGCGACGAAAAUUAUCCGACGCCUUUUGACAGAGCAUGCGCCCUCGAUACCGAAGUUCAUUGCUCCACGUGCUCGGCCACGUGUUCCUCCAGUAACAGUGAUCCACAGUAGGGGAAGCAAGGAUCUGGCUGUUCUUCUUCCAGAAAACCAGAAUGCAACACAUCGACCAGGGUGGUUCAAAGAACGGCUAGUGGUUGUCGGUGCAACCCCUCCUCGUGAUCCCAGGAUUCCGUAUGAUGACCUUUUGUUGAGGGUAAAAACAUUUGUGCAGCGAGUAUCUACACGGAGGGAAAUUCGAUUCCGUCCGGAACAACGCCUUCGACCACGUUCACGUUGGCUCAAAUACAUCACGAUAGACGGCAACGAUUAUGCAAUUGGAGAUACCAUUGUUGUUGUCAUCGGACAUGGCAAUGAAUGGAUGCCGCCUCCCGAGUUGCCGGAUCCAGCAGACAUACCUGACACUGCAACCCUGGCAGACUACUUUUGGUUUGGGAAGAUUGUAUACAUCAAUGAGGAGUAUGAAAAUGUUCAUGUCGAAUGGUUUGAGCACAGCACGAAGACAGCCAUGGAGCAGCUUGGACACCCUCAAGAAUUAUUUCUGACCAACAUAUGCAGCACUGUCGAAUUCAACCUGAUUGUCGGGAAAGUUUCAGUUCAGUUCGUUGAUCCCUCAAAAGAAAUGCCUGUCGUUAAGCCUCACGACUUUUUUUACAAGUCCUGCAUUCCUGCGACCUCUGAGAACCCCGCUGAUAUUUCCGCCUGCAGGUUCAUAUAUAACAAACGACUGCAGCGCCGCCAGGGCGAGCACCCACACGACCGCUGCCCUGUGUGCUUGAUGGUCGAGGAGAAAGAGGAAGAACUCGUCCCUCAGAAGAUCCACCGUGGCGUUGCAUGGAAGGGCGUCAAAUAUCAUGUUCAUGAUUCUGUUAUGAUCAGGGCUGAGGAGGGACCAUGUCACAUUGGUCAAAUUACCCGUAUCCACUUUCUGCAGUCAGGCGAUAAGGACUCUGUGUCGGUUCGAGUAAAACUCUUUGCAAGGAUUGACAGGUUGGGCCUCCUCCGACCCGCGGAAGAGCCUAUAGAUGAGCGUCAUCUCUUUGUCACGCAAGAUGAGAAGACCUACCCCAUUUCGAGGCUUAUUGGACUGUGUCAUGUCUACGUGCGAGCGGCUGUGCCAGAGCUCAAAGAAUGGCUCGAAAUGUCGCCCUAUCACUUUUAUGCUUGCUACUCCUUCCCGAGCCUCAAUGUGACCUCCUGGGAUCACAAACACACACUUGCACCUCAAGAUCUCCUAGUGUGCAAACACUGCACUGCGGAGAACUUGGCUGAAUGGAAUCAGAGCCGGGAAUUUUUGAAGAAGCAAAAACCUCUUCGUGCAUUUGACCCGUUCGCCGGAGCCGGAGCGUUCGGAUUGGGGCUGGAAGAAUCCGGUUGCAUCGAAGUCACCCAUGCAGUCGAAAUUUCCCCGAGCGCCGCAAAGACUUUGAAAGCCAACUCUCCUCAUACGGUGGUGUAUAAUCAAUGCAGCAACCUAGUUCUCCAAGAAGCGAUUAAAGCACGUGCCAAUCUCGAAAUUACACGAUUGAAGAAAAUAGAACCUGAUAUCGGAGAGGAUCCAUACAUCCCCGCCCCUCCAAAACCAGAGGAGAUCGAUUGUAUCAUUGCCGGGUUUCCUUGCCAGCCCCAUUCGCGUCUGAAUAUGUUUGUCAAAGCAAACGACCGCAAGAGCAACCUUAUCCUUACCGUCUUGUCGUGGGUUGACUUCAUGCAGCCGAAAUACUGCUUCUUUGAGAACGUGCGUGGGUUCUUGUCGUUCAGUCUGAAGGCACGACAAGCCGGGAAGCAUAGAGUGCGAGAAGGUAUUUUCAUGGGCGGUUUGAAAUUCUUGAUCCGGGCAAUGACUGACAUGAAGUACCAACUACGCUUCGCAAUCCUACAAGCUGGGCACUAUGGCACACCUCAAAUCCGUGUGCGGUUUUUCAUGGUCGCGGCAAAGUACGGUUAUCCGCUUCCUCAACUCCCGCAACCUACGCACGCCUUCCCUGUGGUGGACGCUCUAGAAAUCAAAUUGCCAGUAGGACACCAUAUCACACCAAUCUGGACACAGGAGGGUUACGCACCGCACAAAUUCGUCUCUAUUGAUGAAGCCAUCAGCGACCUUCCUCGAUUCGACUGGGUAAACCCAAGGCCAUCCACGGAUCCAAAAAUACGCCGAGAGGAACGGGAGCGCGCUCGGACGAUCCCCCUUGAGGCAUGCAAGAAAGAUCGCCCCUGGUGCGGAUACUCCGGAGAGGGUGUACAGUAUGAGCAUGACCCAACGACGGCGUUCCAAACGUGGUGUCGUGAAGAACCUUCGAAAGAUCUGCAACACUAUACGCGAACCUACGAGGACAUUAAGGUCGAAAGAGUUGUAAAUAUACCGCUGAAGGCGGGUGCAGACUACAGGAACCUUCGACCUGACCUCUGGGAGUGGUACUUCGCAAACCCAGCCUCGGCCGUUGCACGCGCAGGUUUCAGAGCAGGUCUUUACGGACGAGUUGAUAAGGACAGUUACUUUCAAGCUACCGUUACCAACGUCGACCCAAGCGCAAAGCAAUCGCGUGUGCUUAAUCCUUAUUGCAGACGCACUUUUACGGUGCGCGAACUUGCUCGCUCGCAAGGCUUUCCCGACAAGUUUGUGUUCUAUGCGGAGAAUGAUCGUGUCAUGACGAUGCAUAGGCAGAUUGGGAAUGCCGUGCCAUGGCCAGUCUCAAUGGCGAUCGGUCGCGAGUUAAGGAAAGUGUUGAUGAAGAAGUGGUUGAAAGAGCAUGAGGAUGCCAUCAUGAUAGAGGCUGACUGA